This is a messenger RNA of Myotis davidii, 1923 nucleotides long. It is a transcript of the gene SLC40A1, whose product is annotated as solute carrier family 40 (iron-regulated transporter), member 1. The record is from RefSeq and is a predicted model, not a curated record. Gene Ontology annotation, biological process: iron ion transmembrane transport. Gene Ontology annotation, molecular function: peptide hormone binding; iron ion transmembrane transporter activity. NCBI's taxonomy places the organism in Eukaryota, Metazoa, Chordata, Mammalia, Chiroptera, Vespertilionidae. Gene Ontology annotation, cellular component: basolateral plasma membrane. The coding region runs from base 113 to 1261 and encodes 382 amino acids. The transcript has 6 exons.
GGCCUGAUAACAUGACAGUGGCCAACCCCACCGCGUCGUUCCUGAUCGUCCUGCUUCACGGUCCUUUAAAACGGACACACAUUCCAACCUCCUCUAACUCCAGGGCCAAAAUAUGCUUUUGAUCUCCCGCCCCGUGGGUGUCUUUGCAGGAUCCUUAACAAACUACCUGACCUCGGCGAAGUUCCUUCUCUACGUGGGCCAUUUCUUAUCCACUUGGGGGGACCGGAUGUGGCACUUCGCGGUGUCGGUGUUCCUGGUGGAGCUCUAUGGGAACAGCCUGCUGCUGACAGCCGUCUACGGGCUGGUGGUGGCCGGGUCCGUGCUCGUCCUCGGGGCCAUCAUCGGCGACUGGGUGGACAAGAACGCCAGGCUUAAAGUGGCCCAGACAUCGCUGGUGAUACAGAACGUGUCGGUCAUCCUGUGUGGCAUCAUCCUGAUGAUGGUCUUCUUGCACAAGGACGAGCUGCUGACCAUGUACCACGGAUGGGUCCUCACGUCCUGCUACAUCCUGAUCAUCACCAUCGCCAACAUCGCCAACCUGGCCAGCACCGCCACUGCCAUCACCAUCCAGCGGGACUGGAUCGUCGUGGUCGCAGGCGAAGACAGGAGCAGACUAGCAGAUAUGAAUGCCACGGUUCGCAGGAUUGACCAGUUAACCAACAUCUUGGCGCCCAUGGCUGUUGGCCAGAUUAUGACCUUUGGCUCCGCGGUCAUUGGCUGUGGCUUCAUUUCCGGGUGGAAUCUGGUGUCCAUGUGCGUGGAGUACUUUCUGCUCUGGAAGGUUUACCAGAAGACCCCUGCGUUAGCCGUGAAAGCCACUCUCAAAGUGGAGGAAGCUGAGCUGAAACAGCUGAAUUUACACAAAGGUAAAUCCAACACAACGAUCAAUCCUUUCACUUUGCUGUCCAGAAGACUGACCGUUUCUAAAAAAAUAUUCUUCAUCACAGGCCUUUGGUCCUUCGAUUUAACUGUGACACAGUUGCUGCAAGAAAAUGUAAUAGAAUCAGAAAGAGGCAUUAUAAACGGUGUCCAGAACUCCAUGAACUACCUUCUCGACCUCCUGCACUUCAUCAUGGUGAUCCUGGCCCCCAACCCGGAGGCCUUCGGCCUGCUCGUGCUCAUCUCCGUCUCCUUCGUGGCCAUGGGCCACAUCAUGUAUUUCCGGUUUGCCCAGAAGACCCUGGGCAACAAGCUUUUCGCCUGCGGUCCUGUCGAAAAGGACGUCCCGAGCGAAGACCAAGCGUCCACGUCUGCUGUGUGAGCCCGGCUCGCCGGCUGACCCGUUGCUAGGUGACGCAGAGCGCGUGCUUGUUUUGUGCUUCACAUGCCCCUGCUGGCCGGUGUCCCUCUCGUUUUACCACAACGGUGUCUUGGAGGCUAAACGCUCGCUGUUUCCGAAACCUCAGUCAGCUGAGUGAACUGGUUGGCUUCCCUUCCAUUUCAGGAGGGGAAAAAGUAGGAAAGGAAAAAGUCUAAAGAUAGAGACUAAAAUGGCACAUAUACCGAUUUUCCCCCGUUUCUACCGAGUAGAGAAAAUUUUCCAUAAAAGAGUGGUGAGUCGGGUGAAUUAAGUUAAUUUUUGGCAGAUAUUUAUUCUCUGUAGUAGAAUUCAGAUGUCAGUUUGCCCUAAGACUCACUCUCGUUCAAGUCCAGCUAAUUUUCUUUUCUUUGUGUUUUAUUCCAUUAUAAAAACCAGUUCUCCUCCUAGCAGGAAGACUAAAGUUUCAUAACCAGUAUUAUCCCCAUUGAUCCUGACAAUCUUAAGGGAUUUAUAUAAAUGGAAAACAACACAUUUCAGUAGAAUUCUCUAACAGGGUUAUGGUUGAACUCUAGAGAGCACCUUGGUAUUUGUAUUAUCAGAGAGGGCAACAUACCGUAUUAACCUACACAGCACUCUAAAAUGCUAAUACGCUGCACGUAGAA